AUGUUGGUGCGGCCGCCCCCCACGCGCUGGCCGCGGGAGCCGGGGAUCCAUCUGUCCGAGGCGGGGCGCGCCGCCCCUUCCCCUUUCUCCCCAGGAACCCUCAAAGCCCACAGCCCUGCCGGCUCCACAAUCUGGGCUGCUGCUCUUCUGGGCUUUUUAUGCUGCCUUUUAAAUGUGCUGUUGAGCUGCAAGCCAAUUAGCCCUUUCCGUUUGCCCGGGCGGGCGGUGGGAGCGCUCGGAGCGCCCCUCACCAGCGGAAACGCACGGGCUCCCUCGGCGGCGCUCCCGGGCCCAGAAGGGAGUCGCACGCCUGGCGGCGUUGACGCCAGCCUUCCAGGAUUUGGUCCUCAAAGUCUUUUUUCAUGUACUAGGAAAGACAAGAAUCUCCCCUUUGAUGGUUUCAUUUUGUAA
Molecule: messenger RNA, 411 nt
Organism: Rangifer tarandus platyrhynchus (Svalbard reindeer)
Lineage: Eukaryota; Metazoa; Chordata; Mammalia; Artiodactyla; Cervidae
Source: the annotation of a GenBank genome assembly